AAUUUGACACGUUUGACACUGUCUAAGUGUCCCGUGUGAUUUUUGUGUUUUGACCCUAAAUAGUUUUAUUAUUUAUUAAAAUUAAAAUUGGUUUGUACAACAAAAUACGUAUAGAAAUAUUCUCAUGUAUGGUUUAAAACAUGAUGGAGGCUAAUUUACCAUUCUUUACUCUACCAUUUGUAGAUUCCGAGGUGUCGGAUCUAGAAUUUUCGAAGCAUAAGAUCAGUGACGGAGAUUUCGAUGUUCUUCAUCACACAUUGCCUCACGGGUCGUUGCUUGGCGCUGAUGACGUCCUCGCCCAGUUCCUGUCAGGGGACGAGCCCUUGGAGGAACCCGACCUGAACGGCCCCACAACACUACACUGCGAGAUAUGUAGGAAGCAGUUCGACAAUGCCAAGAAGUAUUACGGACACUUGAGAGUUCAUUCCAAGGACAACCUCUGGAUAUGUGAUAAAUGUCCGAAUGAAAAGUUUUCAACAAAGCAGCAGUUGAUGAAACACAGCCUCACCCACAAGCCGCUAGAGCGAGUUUGGAGGUGUCCACAGUGCACCAUGACAUUUGAGGCACUCUGGAGGCUGCAGCAGCAUCUCUUUGCCAAACAUUUGGACUACAGACCUCAUAAAUGUGAUAUAUGUGAGAAAACAUUCCACAAAUUGUCUGAUUUGAAAAAACACAAAAGUGUGCACAAUGAUGAGAAGAAGCAUGCGUGUAGUUAUUGUGAUAUGCUGUUCAAAGACAAGUCUAAUCUAAAGAGGCACAUGCUUUGUCACACUAAUGAGAAGCCAUUUUGUUGUUCUGGAUGUGGGAAUCGAUUUAAACAGAUAGCUUCAUUGAGGCGACACAAGCGGAAUUGUGCUCUGAGCAAGGCGGAGAACGAGCCGGUAGACACCACCACGAGAAAGAACUACUGUCGCGUGUGUGGCAAGACGUUUCAGUACAAAAGCGCCCUACUUGAACACUGUGUCAGACACCACACAAACCACACUGUAGAGGAUAACAAGCAGGAUAAGUGCGAUGAAAACACCAUAGACACAAACAGAACUGUGGACAACAUAGUCGACGAUAUCCUGUCGGGCUUGCACGAACGCGACAACGCCGAGAAGCGAAACAACGAUCUCGCCGAUGACAAUAAUCUCAUGCAGAUAGAACUGUUGAGAGAGAUGAACCAACUCCACACGCUAGACGACGAGCUGUUCUACAAUGACAUCGACUUUGACAAUUUUCAACCGAGUCAUAUAUUCGGCAAUGACAUCGACUACAAUGACAAGAAUGCCGAAAUACUCUUCGACUUUACAGAAGCAGGCAAGAGUAUAGACCAGGACAUCAUGAACGCUCUGUACCACGUCAAAGCCGAACACUUGCCCGAUGAGUUACUCAAUGCACCGGAGAUUUUGAACCCCAAUGAUAAACCGAAAGAGCCAGAACCUGUUUCGGUCAACGAAUGCGCUACUAUAUUCGAGAGCGAUGUGGAUCUCGAAUCGAGUACCAAUCUUGCAGCGAAUUUGAACCAGUUGAUAGGCGAGAAUAGUGUUCAAUACAUCUCUACUGAGGACGAUGACACAUUUAUAAUAAGUUUGAAUAGUGAAAUAGACGCCGAACAGUUGACUGACAUGUUGAAUAUUGGUGUGGAACUUAUUGAUAAUGAUAAGACUGUGGCGGAUGAAGUAUCGGAACCGGAAAAUGUGGAGGGUCCCGUGAAUGUGGAACCAAUAGUGUUGAAGAUCGAAGAGCCAAGUUUAAAGGCGAUUGAAGGAGACGCGCCGAGUGAUGAGAAAGAGAACAAAGGCAAAACAAAGACGAAGAAACGGCUGCUGCUCGUUUGCCGUACGUGUAACAGAGUGUUUAACAGAACUGAUAAUUACAAGUCUCAUAUAGCGUGUCACGAGCCAUCUCUACGGCGUCACUCGUGCGAAGAGUGUGGAAAGCGCUUCGGAUACCGUUCUACACUCAACAAGCACAUGCGCCGUGACCACUAUGCGCACGCGCAGGGACCGCCCGCACAUCGCUGCGACGUCUGCGGACACGCCUACAAUGCCGCAUGGAUGUUGAAGCAACAUUGCCAGCGCGAGCACGAGGGCCUGACGCCGCACGCCUGCGACGUCAAGGGGUGCAGUAAGAAGUUCUACAAGAAAUGCGAUUUAGUCGUUCAUAAAAGGUACCACACCGGCGAACGUCCUUAUUCUUGUGACAUCUGCCGCAGUCGCUUUACCCACAUUUCACAUUUGAGGAGGCACAUACGGAAAGUGGACUGCACUAAAAACGCCCGGAAGCAAGCCGUAACUCGUCCUGCUUUAGUAGCUACCUCGUGAAGACAAAUUCCAGAGAUUCCAUGCUUGAAGAUGUUCAAACUUACCUUACCAAAAAGCGUAUACGUUUGUGACGGUUAUACAGUGUUGUGUCUCACUAUCCGCCAUUUUAAAUAAAGAAUUCGAUCCGCCGUUUUAAAUGAAGAAUCGCUUUUUUGAUCUAUAUUAAUAAUGGACCAAUCAGAACAGUUUUUUUGACAUGCUUACAAAUGAGUUAUUUUGAUUGCUUCAUUGUCGGAAUCGGUUUUAAGAUUGAGAUUGGAAUUGAUUGUUGAAAACGGCUGUAUAUCCAGUAAUAUCGAUUGUUAGAGGACGCAAGAUAAAACAUUGUUUAAUUGUAAUAACCGAAUGCAUCAUAUUAGUAAGGUAGUUAAUAUAUUAUUAUGUACAAUCAGUAUUAGCCAUGAAUUAUACUAUUUAUAAGUU
Messenger RNA from Manduca sexta (tobacco hornworm), 2732 nucleotides. Its product is annotated as zinc finger protein 624. Bases 141 to 2309 code for a protein of 722 amino acids. The record is from RefSeq and is a predicted model, not a curated record. The transcript has 11 exons. NCBI's taxonomy places the organism in Eukaryota, Metazoa, Arthropoda, Insecta, Lepidoptera, Sphingidae.